Messenger RNA from Cyprinodon tularosa, 3824 nucleotides. RefSeq lists its product as uncharacterized. The transcript has 25 exons. Gene Ontology annotation, molecular function: ubiquitin conjugating enzyme activity. Lineage: Eukaryota; Metazoa; Chordata; Actinopteri; Cyprinodontiformes; Cyprinodontidae. Gene Ontology annotation, cellular component: nucleus. The record is from RefSeq and is a predicted model, not a curated record. The coding region runs from base 39 to 3245 and encodes 1068 amino acids. Gene Ontology annotation, biological process: protein polyubiquitination.
AACAGACAGCAGACUGCUGCAGAUCUUGACACACUAAGAUGAGUGCCAUUUACAACCUGCUGCAGAAGCACCGACUGGAAGCUUACUACAACAAAUUUGUAGAGUUAGGAGUAAAAGAUGAAAGGGAUUUCACUGAUGGUGUUUCAGAGGAAGACUUAAAAAACCUUGGACUGACUCAAGUGGAGAAGAAUCGUUUCACUUUAUUGAAGAACAAUGUUUCCAGAUUAAGAGCCCCAGCCCAGUCAGUUCCAUCAUUACAAAAGUCAUUGAAAGCAUUCUCUCUGAUGUAUACGUAUCCCAAAUGCCCUGAACCAAAAUGCAUCAAAGAUAUGGAUCCCUCUCAGAACACAGUCGAAGACCUGAUGCUAAGGAUAAGUCACAAUGAAUGUCUUGGCCAAUCCAUGGAAGUUUGUCUCUUUACAAUGGAUGGAAUGCCCCUGACGGAUGAUCCUUUCUUCAACACAUGGUCAUUACAAGACAGACACAUUAAAAACGGAGAUGAGAUUUAUGCAAUAUUCACACCAAAGCAAAAUGUGAUAAAAAUUCCUGCUUCUCAAAAAUCAGAUAUAGAAACCAGUGGAACAGACAAGGUUCGAUGUCAUGUCAUGCUCAAGCAAAAUUAUGAGCUUAGUGUGAACUUGAAAGAAGACACAAUUGGUGUUUUGAAGAAAAAGCUUGCAAUUGAGAGUGGGAUUCCAGGGCAUGUCCUACAUUACAAAGGUGAUGGUAGCCCUUGUGACACACUGGAGAAUUGUGGAAUAACUGAGGAGUCAACAAUAUUCUUCUCACUGUCCUCGUUCUGUGAUGAAGAUCGAGAAUGUGACUUCUUCAUCAAUGACGUUGAGCCUUCAGUCCAGCAAACUUCCACAGGAAUGAGCUAUUUGCUUUCAUCUCUCUAUAUAAUUAAAUGUAAAUUUAGUGGGGAUGAACAGAAAAGACUUAUUAGCUACAUACGGAAACUUACUGGAUGCAACCCACUGGCUCAGAGUUUGUAUCAGUUACUCUGUAAGAAUGAACGCAUAUCCAGAAAUCAAAAGAUUGCUACAGUUGAAGGACUCUACAUGCUGUUUAGAGAGCUGUUGCCCGCUGUUGGAGCAAAACAAGGUGGAAAGAUCAUUGAUGAUCAAGAUGUCUUUGAACACUCAACAUACUGCUGGGCAUAUCUUCUGUCUGAAGCAAAGAAACAGACAGCAGAGCAUGAGAACUUUGCACCAUAUGCUUUGAACAGCGAGGAUUGCAGCCGUUUCCGUGAGCCUGUCAUAGUGCCUGGGGUACCAAAUGCUAUGGAAAGAGCAAAUGUUCUAAAAAAAAUAGAAGAUGGAGACCAGAUUCCAAACUGCACUGAGGACAAUUUGCAAAUAACUUCACUUGUGAGAGCCACUGACAUUGAGAAAAUUCUGCUCAGUGUUCAUCCUUCAGUAACAACUUACCAUCUUUGGAUUUCCCAUGGCAGUGUGACUGGACAGAACUUUAACAUAAAUACUGGGAAGACUUUUGGAAGCUUGGCAGAAGACCUGAAGGCUUUCCCACAACUCCAUGUCACCCCACCAAUGCGUCUGAAGGAUAUAGGACUUGACGAUCCAUGUCUUGUUUUUCUGAGUAAAGAAAAUCUUGGUGUUUAUCACAAUAAAAAUAAGAGAGAACCAGGAACAAUUGAUGUUUAUGACUGUAUGACUGGCAAGUCUAAAACUCUGGAUGUGAAUGAGCUGGCAGCUAAAAUUGGUGACCAAAGAGAUGACCAAUCCAUUAUCACAACCAGGAAUCCGAAGGAGGCUAUACAGAUUCUGAUAGACACAAGCUCAUCAAUGAAAGAAACUUGCUAUGGAAGUGUGGACAUUCAAAAAAUUCAUGCUGUAGCAGAACUUUUUGACAAUUUUGCAUCGCGAACCAUGGCUUAUGAUUUUCAUCACAUCAUUGGCCUUGUGACAUUUUCCACAACUGUCAAAACAGUACACACAUUCACAGAAACACUUGAAAAGUUUAAGGAGCAUAUUCGUAAUCUCAAACCAUCUGGACGAACUUUGUUGUAUGAUGCUUUGGAACAUGGAAGGCUGGAGCUGGAAGAAGUAAAAAAGAAGUUUCCAGAAUGUAGACUUCGCAUUCUGUGCCUCACAGAUGGAAAUGAUGUUGGAUCCACCAAACUUCCUGCUGAGGUUGCAGAAAACUUAAUAAAAUCCAACAUAACAGUGGAUUCAAUUCUUCUUGGAAAUGUGGCAAAUAACAUGCUGCAUGGAACCAGUAUCGCAACAGGGGGUUGCUGUUUCAAACCAGAAACGAGCAAAGAUGGAGUCAAGCUCUUUGAGAUUGAAACAGUUCUUUCUUUGGAGAUGAGGAAGCCCAAAAGCAAAGCUGACCCAUCCUCCAUUACUGAAACUGUUUUGAAUAGCUUCUUCAAUACAAAUGGCUAUGAUUCAUUUCCUGAUGCUGUAGUACCAAGUCAGAUGAACAACAAAGUGACUGUGGCCAAGAAUGCCCUUAAACUGAAGAUUGCAGAGGCCAAAGAUGGGCGUUUCAUGGAGAAAGACAGACGUAUUCUGGAGGAGCUGAAGAGUCUUUACCUUGAACCACAUCCCUAUAUUAACAUCUUUCCGUCAGAAUCUGACUUCACUUUCUGGAAGAUUCUAAUGGAGGGUCCGCCUGACACUCCUUAUGAGACAGGAACAUUUGAGCUCUAUUGCCAGUUUGGCCCUGACUACCCAGUGAAGCCUCCAACAGUUCGCUUUGUGACCCAUAUAUACCACUGCAACAUCAAUAAUGUGGGACGCAUCUGCCACAACAUUUUUGAUCGGAACUACAAUGCUCAGAUCACAAUGAGAGAUAUUCUUGAAGCUGUGUUUGGCCUGCUGAUUGCUCCUGAGCCAGAUGACCCGUUGGACAGCAUUCUGGCAGAGGAAUACUUGACCAGUAAAGAAUCAUAUGAACAAGAAGCCAGAAAAAAAACAGAGGAAGCUGCAGCAGAAACGCUGGAGGUUAAGGAAAAGGAACUGGUGGAGGAGGAAGAGAAGGAGUUUAUACCUCCACAUCUAAUUUGUCCUCUAACCAAGAGGAUAUUUUGUGAUCCAGUAAAAACAAGGCAUGGAGCGGUGUAUGAACGGAAGGCCAUUGAAAAAUACAUAGCAAAGUGGAGGUGGGAUCCCAUUGCUGGAGCAAAGCGUGUACUCAGAAGAACAGACCUAAAGCCAGACAAAGCGAUGAAGUCCAUGGUGACAAGCCAUCGUAAAGGACAACUUGAGACAUACGUUUAGCCACUAUGAAAAUAAGUUUUUUUUUUUUUUUUCACUAUGAGGGGCCACAUUUGAUCAUAGGUUAGAUGUUCCAACUUCUUACAUGAUGGAGUAUAAAGUCACAUGAUUCAAUGUUCCACCCAUCCUUACAGUGAGUGUUUGUCCCUAGUAGGAUAAUUAAGCUGCAUAGGAGAAAUGUUUAAUCUUGAAAUGUGGGCUAUUGUUAGGUUUGAAAUUAUGUUAUCUUGGAUUUCCUACAGUACAUCUAGUAUAUUGCAAAAACAUUCAACCCCUUGGCAUAUUUCAUGUUUUGUUGUUCCUAAACCUUGAAUUGUAAUGGAUUUUGUGAGACUUUCAACAGAAUCGUUACCAGGACGUCCUUACAAUUCUGAUUCUUUGUUAUGUACAAUAUGUAAACAAAUAUAACAAAAAAGCGUAGCGUAGAGGUUUUCAAACUUCAUCCUUAGGACCCACUGUCCUGCAUGUUUCAGGUCUUUCCCUGCUUCCACACACCUAACUUAUAUAAAAGGGUGAUUAGCUGGCCCCUACAACCUGUGGUUGCUCACGAGGAGUUAAUAAAAUCAUUUGAUGCAUAUGUGU